Pomacea canaliculata is the source of this 2603-nucleotide messenger RNA. RefSeq names its product sulfotransferase family cytosolic 1B member 1-like. NCBI's taxonomy places the organism in Eukaryota, Metazoa, Mollusca, Gastropoda, Architaenioglossa, Ampullariidae. The transcript is spliced from 6 exons. The coding region runs from base 1469 to 2452 and encodes 327 amino acids. Gene Ontology annotation, cellular component: cytoplasm. Gene Ontology annotation, biological process: sulfation. Gene Ontology annotation, molecular function: sulfotransferase activity. The record is from RefSeq and is a predicted model, not a curated record.
ACGCAGCACACAGGGAUUUGUACAAAGAUAGUCAAUCGACGACCAACCGCCAUUCUUGUAGCGAGGCCAUACAUUAUACGGUGCUCCAUGCAUUCUCUUUCAGAAUUAUAAAACAGACUGGGGUCAACCAUAAAAUGUAUUUGAAAGUGUACUGGACUGGUAAAAAUAAAUCUGUCACAUACUUCAUUGACAAAAGUAAUGAAGCCCACGCACGUGUCAAAUGACCUAGUGCCGACAGUUAUUGUAUGAUCUGACUUUCAUACAACAUUUAGUAAACUUUCAUAAGUUUUGGUUAACAAAGUUGUAUAAAGUCUUUGAGCACUGAGCCUGGCGCUGGGCUCACACGCUCACGCAUUGUGCAACGUGUCAAGUUCAAUCCCACCAUUCAAAGCCGAGAGAGAGAGAGAGAGAAAAAAAGAGGGUUGACGGGGUGGGCUACCACAAAAAAAAAAAAAAAAUCCACGAGCGUGCAGCGUGUGCUGUCCUUUAGCUCGCGAGGCCAAGCUUAUCGCUGAACUCAUUUGAUGAUUUAUUUUCAUCUGUGGUGAUUCAGUUGCCACUUCAUCAAGGGUAGCUCGUACCAGGGUAGUCAGUCGAUUUCAAGGUAAGAUCUUCUAUCUUAAAGAAUAGAUUACACCAAUAUUUCUGUGCUAACUUGUGGGUGGUAUGUUUUUAACUCAUGCUUAAAAAGUAUUAUAUUUUCGAUUAUAUAAAAAGUUUACCGUUGAUGUUCAACUUGGGUGUUUCUGGACUAUACCCACUGUAACAAUUAAUCAAGUAAUAUUACCGGAAUUUUUCUAACCGUUAUGCGACAUGUACGAAACAGAAGUUCAUUCAUAAUACCAACUCUUUAAUAUCCAGCUUGUUACACAAUUGCUUAAACUAGUUACAUAUAUCUUUGAAACCUGAGAUACCGAGAGACCAACCUUCGUCAGACAAAUACACAUGAGAAAAACCUUGCACCUAACAGAACAGUAAACAAAAAUUACCCAGGACAAUACGAUAAAGACACAAAAUACUUUUUAUGGCUUUUUGAAUUAGGAGUUAAGUUUGUUAUUAGAAACAUAUUUCUCACUUGUCAUCAUCUCAAAACUUGACCAUAGUAAGAUUAAGGCAAAUAAAAAUUGUAACAAAUUGGACUGGUCUGUCUAGCUGAAACUUCAACUCUGUAUGACUGGGAACAUUGAACACCGAUUAUAAAAAGAUAUCACCAAGUCAAAAAGUUGGGCCUCUGUCAUAAUCAGGAUAAUUGCGAUAAUUGAGGCAAGUUUUUUUUUGGCCAGAGACGAUAACAGUCCUGCUCUAGCAAAGUGUUUUGCUUUAUCUUUAUGUAAGAAAAUUUUUAUUAUCAGCUUGUUUAAAAGAACUCUUCAAUCAUUUCACUUAAAAUAAAAACUAUUUGUUAUCAAGCGAAAAUAGGAAUCCAUCAAAGUGUAAAAUCUGUUUUAGCGAUAAUUAAGACAGGUUUAUGGAGUCGGAAGCGGUGCAGACUGCAGCAGUUGAAAAUGGCGAGGCCACUGCCCGCAGCGGGUCGGCGGGAACUAUGACCUUCCUGGGAGAUGACCCACGACCUUUCACCUACAUCCUCGAUGGUUUCGCCUUCUAUCCGAUGCCACCACCCACCCUGUCGACGAGCUGGGAUGUCCACAUUGAUGACCUCAAACAAAUGCAGCUUCGAGACGAUGACCUGUUUAUUCUUGCUUAUCCCAAAGCAGGAACUCACUGGCUGUGGGAGGUGACCUCCAUGUUGUUGCAGGGCAAGGCCGAGUAUGACAGUCGCCCCAAGGAGGAACUCAUGGUGGAGUUCACUGACCUUAACAAACUGGAGAAAACUCCGGCACCUAGAAUCUUUAACUCACAUCUGCCUUUCCACAUGCUGCCAUGGCAACAGAUGAAGGAGAAACGAACAAAGAUUCUACACGUGUAUCGAAAUCCCAAAGAUUCUUGUGUGUCCUACUACCACCAUCUGAAUGUCUUUGAUGAUACUCCAAUUCACGACAUGGCAUUCAACGAUUUCUGCGAGUUGUUCUUCUCUGGAAGAUUACCCCUGGACAAUUACUUCUGGCAUAUGAAGCAGUUUACUACAUUUUCACAGGAGAACCCUGAUGUACCCGUACUGUCACUGUCCUUUGAAGACAUGAAGAAGAGUCCGACUGAAAACAUCAAACGUUUGGCCACAUUUUUGGAAGUGGACGUGGACGACAAACUCUGUGAAGACAUCGCUGACGCCUGCAGCUUCAAGAAAUUGAAGAAAGGAGCUGAAAUUAAAAAAGUCUGGUGCGAUUAUCCAGAAAAUGAAAAUAAGGAGAAAAAACAAACUCGCAUUGAAUUUUACCGAAAAGGGGAAAUAGGAGACUGGAAGAACUACUUCACAGUGGCCAUGAGCGAGAAGAUGGACGCCGUUAUUAAAGAGCGGAUGGAAGGACUUCCUUACGGCCUGCAGUACUCGUAAUGUUUGCAAUCAUAGAUUGUCAGAAGAAAACUCCACAAGUAGGAUUACAAACUCAUCAGACAGUAGUCUACACUGGAUCAAUCAAGUGGAUACCGAGUUUUACACUUUCUUUGUACAUCUGUAGUCGAGUUUUGUUUGUGACAACAAUAAA